Molecule: messenger RNA, 711 nt
Organism: Arachis duranensis
Lineage: Eukaryota; Viridiplantae; Streptophyta; Magnoliopsida; Fabales; Fabaceae
Exons: 3
Coding region: 1-711 (236 amino acids)
Source: RefSeq, a predicted model, not a curated record
AUGGCAGACGAAUUUCUUGCAGAUAAUUUAGUCAUUUACAUUGAGAAAGAAAUUGCAGCUACUUUCAGUACAGAUUCAAUAAUAGAUUACUUUAAAUCAAGGAAAAAAUGUCGAGUUCAAUUGUCUAUCUUCGCCGCUGGUUCUAGCAAAGUCAUCAUUCGUAAGACACUUUAUGGUCUUAAGCAAGUCUCUCAUGAAUGGUUUGAAAAGUUCAGUAUCACUUUCAUUAUUGGAAGUGAUGUUGAUGGUAUCUUUGAUUUUAAAGCAUCCAUUCACCACACUUUUGAGAUGAAAGAUCUUGGUUCUCUAAGUUAUUUUCUUGGCCUUGAAGUUAUAUCCUCAUAUGAUGACAUCUAUCUCUCUCAAGUUAAGUAUGUUUCUGAUCUUCUUACUCGAGUCAGAAUUACAGAUAGUCGCACUAAGUCUAUCCCUCUUGAACUUAAUAUUCAGUUUACUCCUAUGGAUGGCACUGUUUUAGAUAACCAUACUCUUUAUCGACAAUUAGUUGGAGAUCUCAUCUACUUGACCGUCACACGACCAGAUAUCGCCUAUCCAGUUCAUGUUCUUAGCCAGCUCUUGUCAACUCAUCGUACUACUCACUAUGCUAUAGUUUUUUGCAUUUUUUGCUACAUCAAAAGUUCUCUGUUUCAGGGUCUUUAUUUUUCUGCCCAUUCAUUCUUAAUCCUUCAGGCGUACUCAGAUACUGAUUGA